Messenger RNA from Cuscuta epithymum, 1810 nucleotides. The record is from the annotation of a GenBank genome assembly. NCBI's taxonomy places the organism in Eukaryota, Viridiplantae, Streptophyta, Magnoliopsida, Solanales, Convolvulaceae.
UUCAAACUGCCCUCCUUUUCGCCUGAACCACCACACAAAGCCGAUCAGAUCACUAGCAUGAUCAGCUGCUAAUUCACCGGAAUCGGAACCCUAGGAGAGAGAAGUGUAUCGAUAGAGUGUUCACUCAAGAGUUUGCUGGAAAACAAACGCAGAUCUAUUAGCAAACGCAAUUGGUAGUAGUGAUCAUCUGCAAAGAUAGGAGGGUGCCUCUCACUCAGGACCCCGGCCGAGGGGCCUAAACCCUCGGCGGGUCCGAAGAGUCUUUCUAGGAGACUCUCUUCCCCUAUCCCUAUCCGCUCAUCGCCGUUGCAGUUGCCGGACAGCGUUUGUAGCAGCAGCGGGAGUGGAGACGGCAAGAUGAAGGUUUUGUUCAAGUCCAAGCCUAGGACUCCCGUUGACCUCGUUCGUCAGGCUCGAGAACUCCUCAUCUAUGUUGAGCACAGCUCUGACUCCGAUCUUCGUGAUUGCAAGCGUGAAGACAAGAUGGCGGAAUUGAGCAAGCUUAUGCGGGAAUUAAAGCAAGUCCUUUAUGGGAAUAGUGAAGCUGAGCCUGUUGCAGAGGCUUGUGCACAGUUGACUCAAGAGUUCUUUAGAGAGAACACACUACGCUUGCUAAUUAGCUGUCUUCCAAAAUUUAAUUUAGAGACCCGUAAAGAUGCCACUCAGGUUGUGGCAAAUUUGCAAAGGCAACAAGUUCAGUCACGGUUGAUUGCUUGUGACUACUUGGAAGCAAAUAUCGAUCUGAUGGAUAUAUUGGUAGCAGGUUAUGACAAUGCGGAUAUGGCAUUGCAUUACGGUUCUAUGUUGAGAGAAUGCAUUCGACAUCAGAGUGUUGCCAAGCAUGUUUUGGAAUCAGAGCACAUGAAGAGGUUUUUUGACUAUAUACAGUUUCCAAAUUUUGACAUUGCUGCGGAUGCUGCUGCUACUUUCAAGGAACUGCUGACAAGACACAAAUCUACUGUAGCAGAGUUUCUGUCAAAGAACUACGAUUGGUUUUUUGCAGAGUAUAACUCGAAGUUGCUAGAGUCUGCCAAUUAUAUUACCAGAAGGCAGGCUGUUAAACUAUUGGGGGAUAUGCUAUUGGACCGAUCUAAUUCAGCAGUGAUGACACGAUAUGUUAGUUCAAGAGACAACUUGAGAAUUCUGAUGAAUCUUCUCAGGGAGUCAAGCAAGAGCAUCCAGAUUGAAGCAUUUCAUGUAUUUAAGUUAUUUGCUGCCAAUCAGAACAAGCCUCCAGAUAUCGUAGGCAUCCUUGUUGCAAACAAAAGCAAGCUUCUGCGCCUCUUUUCUGAUUUUAAGACCGACAAAGAGGAUGAGCAGUUUGAAGCAGAUAAAGCUCAAGUAGUAAAAGAAAUUGCGGCCCUUGAACCGAAGGAGCGUUCAUAGAGUGCUGCUGCUUUAGCUAUUACAUCAACAUAAGCUUUUCCUUCCAUUGAUAUUCAUAUUAUUCAUAAUCCCCAUCUUUUUGCUCUUUCCCAUUGAUUUUCUUCGGGUUUCCCAACAUCAUAUUUUAGAUUCAUUGAAAUGCUUCUCAUCUGUUUACACAUUAGUCUGCCAACUUGCCAAGCGACUAAUGUGUUCUGUCUUAUGGGGAAUUGGGGAUCAAACCAUCCAAACCUAAAUGAUAUGGAUUUUGAUUUUUUCCAUUGAUAUACUACCUCUCCUACCACUAUGAUCAGUAUGAUGGGUUAGUUGUAAACUGUUGGUUAGUUGUGGUAUUUUGGCUAGCAACUAUACUUAGGCUCGUCCUAGGAAUAUUUAUUGUAAGAGUAAAAUGUCACAAACUUGAUAUCCGUCUAUGGUGCACUAC